AUGUCGUCCACUGAAGCUAAGACGGUCGUCCCGAAUACAUCCGACGGGGAGACUUCCGAGAUGGAUGAAGCUAAGACGGUCGCGCCGAAGACCUCCGACGGGGAGACGUUCGAGGUGGAUGAAGUUAAGACGGUCGUCCUGAAGACCUCCGACGGGGAGAAGUUCGAGGUAGAGGAGGAGGUCGCCGUCGAGUCGCUGAAGAUAAAACACGUAAUUGAAAAUGAAUCCGCCGGCACCGUCAUCUCGCUUCCCAAUGUCUCGUCGGAGGUGCUGACGAGGGUAAUUGAGUACUGCAGGCGUCACGCGUUCGGGGAGUUCGAUGACACGUUGAAGGAUUACGACGCCGAGUUCGUGAAGGUCGACAACGAGCUGCUAUUUGAACUGAUCUCGGCUGCCCACUCCUUGAACAUCCCAGGGUUGCUCGAUAUCACGUGCCAAGCUGCGGCCGACAUGCUCAAGGGAAUGACACCCGAGGAAGUCCGUGCUACUUACAAUAUCACUAACGACCUCACCCCGGAGGAGGAAGAGGAAAUUCGCAAGGAGUACUGGUGGGCCUUUGGGCAGCUGUAG
Molecule: messenger RNA, 570 nt
Organism: Striga hermonthica
Lineage: Eukaryota; Viridiplantae; Streptophyta; Magnoliopsida; Lamiales; Orobanchaceae
Source: the annotation of a GenBank genome assembly